UUUUUUGUUUUUUUUUUUUUUGUUUUACAUUAAACAACAAUGCUUAGAAACAUUGCUCGUCUUGCCCGUCCUUUGGCUCUUCGUAGUGUAGCUCCUGCUGCCCGCGUUAACCUUGGUGCUAUUGCUACUGCUGCUCGUGGUUAUGCUUCUUCUAAGCCUUCUACCUCCGAAGUUUCUUCUAUUCUUGAACAACGUAUUUUGGGUGCUAACUCUGAAAUUGAUCUUCAAGAAACAGGUCGUGUUUUGUCUAUUGGUGAUGGUAUUGCUCGUGUUUAUGGUUUAAAGAACUGUCAAGCUGAAGAAAUGGUUGAAUUCUCUUCUGGUCUUAAGGGUAUGGCUCUUAACUUGGAACCUGAUAACGUCGGUAUUGUCGUUUUCGGUAAUGAUCGUUUGAUUAAGGAAGGCGAUACUGUUAAGCGUACUGGUGCCAUUGUCGAUGUUCCUGUUGGUCCUGGUAUCCUUGGUCGUGUUGUGGAUGCCCUCGGUAACCCUAUUGAUGGUAAGGGCCCUCUUGAAACCGUCGGUCGUUCUCGUGUUCAGGUGAAGGCUCCCGGUAUCUUGCCUCGUCACUCCGUUAACGAACCUAUGCAAACUGGUAUCAAGUCUGUUGACUCUAUGGUCCCUAUUGGUCGUGGUCAACGUGAAUUGAUUAUUGGUGAUCGUCAAACUGGUAAGACAGCUGUCGCUCUUGAUACUAUUUUGAACCAAAAGAACUGGAACAAUGGUUCUGAUGAAUCCAAGAAGUUGUACUGUAUUUACGUUGCUGUUGGUCAAAAGCGUUCUACCGUUGCUCAACUUGUUAGAACUCUUGAAGAAAAUGAUGCUAUGAAGUAUACCACUGUUGUUGCUGCUACGGCCUCUGAAGCUGCUCCUCUUCAAUAUCUUGCUCCUUUCUCUGGUGCUGCCUUUGGUGAAUGGUUCCGUGAUAAUGGUCGUCACUCUUUGAUCAUUUAUGAUGACUUGUCUAAGCAAGCUGUUGCUUAUCGUCAAAUGUCACUUUUGCUUCGUCGUCCUCCUGGUCGUGAAGCUUAUCCUGGUGAUGUCUUCUAUCUUCACUCUCGUCUUUUAGAACGUGCUGCCAAGAUGAAUAAGAGCUUUGGUUAUGGUUCCAUGACUGCUCUUCCCAUCAUUGAAACUCAAGGUGGUGAUGUCUCUGCUUAUAUUCCUACUAACGUCAUUUCCAUUACCGAUGGUCAAAUCUUCUUGGAAGCUGAACUUUUCUUCAAGGGUAUUCGUCCUGCCAUUAACGUCGGUCUUUCCGUCUCUCGUGUCGGUUCUGCUGCCCAAACUAAAGCCAUGAAGCAAGUUGCUGGUUCCAUGAAACUUUUCUUGGCCCAAUACCGUGAAGUCGCUGCUUUCGCUCAAUUUGGUUCUGAUCUUGAUGCCUCUACACAAUUCUUGUUGAAUCGUGGUGCUCGUCUUACUGAAUUAUUGAAGCAACCUCAAUAUAGCCCUCUUUCCAUUCAAGUUCAAAUUCCUAUUAUCUUUGCUGGUGUCAAUGGUUAUCUCGAUAAGAUCCCUGUGAACCGUGUUGUUGAAUGGGAAAAGGAUUUCAUUAGUCACAUCAAAACUCAGCACACUGAUAUGCUUGAGGAGAUCCGUUCUAAGGGUGUUCUUUCCAAGGAACUUGAAACUAAGCUUCGUGAUGUUUGUGAAAACCAUGCCAAGAGCUUUUAUUAAAUUAUUUGAAUAAAUAAAAAUACAAUAGGAGAAAGAAAAUGAAAAGAAAAGGAAAAAAGAGAGAAAUAAAGAUAUUGGAAUGUAUAUUAUAUAUGAA
Molecule: messenger RNA, 1777 nt
Organism: Cokeromyces recurvatus
Lineage: Eukaryota; Fungi; Mucoromycota; Mucoromycetes; Mucorales; Mucoraceae
Product: ATP synthase subunit alpha
Exons: 3
Coding region: 40-1680 (546 amino acids)
Biological process (GO): proton motive force-driven ATP synthesis; proton transmembrane transport
Molecular function (GO): ADP binding; ATP binding; proton-transporting ATP synthase activity, rotational mechanism
Source: RefSeq, a predicted model, not a curated record